UAUGCUAAUGACUCAAUUGAGUUGUUGAGGCAGAGUGGCAUUGAUUUCAAGAAGAAUAUUGAAAAGGGUAUUGAUGCUACGAGAUUUGGUGAGCUUUUAAUGUCUUCAGGAAUUGUGCUAAAUGAUAAUGUGUAUUGGGUUACAUUUCAUAGUGGUUAUGAUUUUGGUUACUUAUUGAAAAUCUUGACUUGUCAGGAUUUGCCUGAUACUCAAACAGGUUUCUUUAACUUAAUCAACAUGUAUUUUCCUGUGGUUUUCGAUAUUAAGCAUUUGAUGAAGUUCUGUAAUAGUCUUCAUGGUGGAUUGAACAAGCUUGCUGAGUUGUUGGAGGUUGAGAGAGUUGGAGUUUGCCAUCAGGCCGGUUCGGAUAGCUUGCUUACAGCUUGUACUUUUAGGAAGUUGAAAGAGAACUUCUUUAGUGGAUCAAUGGAAAAGUAUGCCGGUGUCUUGUAUGGUCUAGGUGUUGUUGAGAAUGGACAGAAUGUCCAUUGAUGAAGCAAGAAAAAAUGGGGAAAAAAAAAUGAAAAAAAAAACAGAAAAAGAAAAGAUAGAUGUUUAGUGUAUUUGUGUGUGCUUAUGAUGCCACACUACUCUGUAAACUUUUAAUGAGAAAGUUUGCUCUUCAUUUAUGAUAUCACCCUUCUUUUGGCUCAA
Messenger RNA from Nicotiana tabacum (common tobacco), 654 nucleotides. The record is from RefSeq and is a predicted model, not a curated record. Lineage: Eukaryota; Viridiplantae; Streptophyta; Magnoliopsida; Solanales; Solanaceae.